GGCCCAUUAUCUGGUGAUCCUGCUUCUUGGUAGUUUCCUUGCAGUUUAAAAACGAGUAAGGCCUUCUGAGUGAUCAACUUGAGGGACUUGCCAGUCGGCUUCUUCUUCCAGAGCAAUACGCGGGUGGUGGGCACCGACCCAUCAAUAGAAGGCCAUAAACACGGUUCUGCCAUUCUCUUCUGUCGCGUAUACUUGCGCGACUCCCCUCACUUCCAAGAUGGUCAACUGCCUCUGUGCGUUUCUCUAUAAGAUCUGGCCUGCAGGCCGACGCCCCAAGCCCCCUCCUUCCCCAUCUCUUCCUGCCACUGAACCAACAAGGCCUUCGGAAUCAAGCCCUCCUUCUUCAAACAUGGCGGAGACCACCAGACUGUCUCAAAGAACUUCUAGUCUUGUAUCAGAGACACGGUUCGAGUAUGAUGUCUUCCUCAGCUUCAGAGGAGAAGACACGCGCCAUGGCUUCACCAAGCACAUCUAUGAGGAGCUCGUCCGCAUGCAAGUCCGAACGUUCUUCGACAAUGAGGAACUGGAGACGGGCGACAAGAUCGGAGAUCGCUUGUCCAACGCCAUCAAAGGGUCGGAGAUUUUCGUGCCCAUUUUCUCUGUGCGGUAUGCCGAUUCGAGAUGGUGCCUUAUGGAGCUAGCGGACAUCGUCAAGUGCAAUAGGCUGAUCAUUCCCGUCUUCCUGCACGUCAAUCCAGUGGAUGUGCAGAAACAGGAAGGAACCUAUGGCUCCCCGUUGCCUGGCUUUAUGGGUCGUUUUGGAGAAGAGAAAGUCAAGGAGUGGAAGGAGGCUCUGAGGGUUGCAGGAAAGGCCCCUGGUUUCACGCUCGAUGAUGACAGGGACGAGGAAGGAUUGAUUGAGAAAGUUAUCAGAAAGAUCAUGGAAGAAUUGAAGAAUCCUCCCUUGGCGCUGCCAAAGCACCUUAUUGGGACGGAAUCCAAAGUGCAGGACGUGAUGAAGCUGUUGGAUGUGGAUGCCAAUGAUGUCAGGAUGGUAGCAAUACAUGGAAAGCAGGGGAUUGGAAAGACGACUCUUGCAAAGGAAAUCUACAAUAAAAUAUUUCUCAAGUUUGAUGCUUUUUUCUUUUUUCCGGGUGUCAAAGAAGCUUCAAGAACAGAUGGUCUUGCGUCUCUCCAUAAGCAACUUAUCUGCGGGCUUCUGAAAGUGAAAGAAGAGCCAUUCCUGAGUGAUGUUGAUAAAGGCAAGAAUGCGAUCAAAGAAAAAGUCAGUAAAGGAAGUGUUUUCAUCGUUCUGGACGACGUCAGUGACAAAAACCAGCUCGAUGCACUGGUGGGUGACAAAAACUGGUUCCGUCCAGGUAGCAGGAUCAUUAUCACCACCGAGGAUGACUCUUUCCUGGACUCCAAGAUGCAUAAGAAAUACUCACCAAAAGAAUUGGAUGAUGAAGAAGCGCUUCAGUUGUUCUGCUACCAUGCUUUCGGAAAAAUGGCACCACCCGAGGAAUACUUUCGGCUUUCAAAGCAGGCUGUUGCCCUCUGCCAUGGACUUCCUAAAGCUCUGGAGAAGCUAGGAUCUUUUCUAUCAGACAAAACAAGUGAGGACGAAUGGGAUGAUAUGUUGAACAAACUCGAGCGGUCACUUCCAAAUGCUAUUCUGCAUUUGUUUUCAGCAAGAACAAGAAAUAAAAUGGCAACCAACGGCAAAGGGAAGAAGCUGGGGGAAACUGUCGGCGAAUCCCGGCCAUCCAAUGUGACGAAGUUCGACGUCAUUGUAAGCUUCAGCGGCGGAGAAGAAGCCAUCGAUGCCUUCACCGAUCUGCUCUAUUCAGCCCUCCUUCGCGACGGCAUCUCCGCAUGCCGCUCCAACGGCGGGGAUGAUGCACCGGAGGGAGAGCGCCUUAGAGAAGCCCCUGAUGGGCUGGGCAUAUGCGUGCUCAUCUUGUCUGUGUCCUAUGCAGCGUCGGAACGGUGCCUCACGGAGCUGGGGUGGAUGGUGGAGCAGCGCCGCUUGAUCUUCCCCGUCUUCUUCGACGUCAAUCCGUCGGACGUGAGGCGCCAAAAGGGAGCUCUGGAAAGGCCUUUCCGGAGGCAUGACGAGCGCCUCGAUCGUGAGUUGGUGUCUGGGUGGAAGAAGGCGUUGGAGGAGGUGGGAGGCACAAAGGGCUACGAUUUGACCGUCGAAGAAUCAGGACAAGAAGCAAAGUUGGUGCAAUUAAUUGUAAGAGACGUCUUGAAGAAACUAAGCAACGCUCCCCGCUCUGUGGCUAAGUACCCUAUUGGAAUUGAUUCUCGAGUAGAAGAAAUGCUAAGCAUGUUGGAUCUCAAAGCUAAUGAUUUUCGUAUGGUGGGGAUAGCUGGCAUGGGAGGAAUCGGGAAGACCACCUUGGCCAAUGCCGUUUAUAAUCAAAUAUUUUCCUUGUUUGAUAGUAGCAUCUUCAUUUCAGAUGUCAGAGAAAUGUCUAAACAACCUAAAGGACUUGUAACUCUACAGAACAAACUAUUUGGUGGGAUUUUUGAUGGCAAGAUAUCCCUUGUAAAUAAUGUUAGUGAAGGAAUUGGUGUGAUUAGAGACAGAAUGCAUAGUAAGAAAGUUCUCAUUGUUCUUGAUGACGUUGAUUGUAAGGAGCAGUUAGAUGCAUUAAUUGGAGACCGUGACUGGUUUAAGAAAGGAAGUAGGAUCAUUAUAACGACAAGAGACCAGCAUGUACUUCAUCUACACAAGAUAAAGGAACAUGAGAUCUAUUGGCCUAAAACGUUAUACUUUGAUGAUGCUCUCCAUUUGUUCAGCUAUCAUGCGUUUGGGAGAAACUGCCCCCUAGAACAAUAUCAAAAACUUUCUGAAGAUGUUGUUCGAGUAAUUGAUGGACUGCCAUUGGCACUUGAAGUAAUUGGCUCAUCUUUGUUUGAUAAGAGAAACAGAGAGGACUGGAAAGAUGUCAUAAGAAAGUUAGAACGAGUUCCUUUUGAUGAUGUUCAAGAAAGGUUAAAAAUAAGCUAUGAUGGGCUCGAUGUUUUUGAAAAGCAAAUAUUUUUGGACACUGCGUGCUUUUUCAUUGGAAUGGAUCAAGAAGAUGCCAUUCACAUAUGGAGAGGUUGUGAAUUUUUUCCUAGUAUUACAGUUAAAGUUUUGAUGCACAAGUCUCUUAUAAAAGUUGGUAGCGGAAACCUACUUGAAAUGCAUGAUCAACUUCGAGACAUGGGGAGAGCAAUUGUGCAAAGCGAAGACCAUCAAAAUGUUGGGAAUCAAAGUAGGCUGUGGAGCCAGGAUGAAGUUCUGGAUGUGUUCAACAAUUUCAAAGGUACACAGCGCAUUGAAGGGAUCAUUCUUAAUUUGCAAGAAAAUGGUGGAGCCGCAAUGGCGAAGAAAAAUAUACAGAGUCAAGCUUUUUCUGCAUUGCACAAUUUAAGGCUUCUUCGCAUCAACUAUGUGAGCUUGAUUGGCAGAAGCAAAAUUCUUCCUUCUAAAUUGAAGUGGUUAGAAUGGCAUGGCUGCCCAUUAAAAUCAUUACCUCAAGGAUUCAAGCUGAAUAACGUUGUUGUUCUGGAUUUGUCUGAUAGCCAUAUCACUCAUGUGUGGAAGGGACCUUCUUUCUGCAGAAGAAAGGUCAUUGACAAGAUAAAAGUUCUCAAUCUUGGAGAAUGUAGGCAGCUAAUUGUGACACCUAACUUUUCUAGGCAUCCAGGAUUGGUAAAACUAGUUCUCGAAAAAUGUCAGAGCUUGGUAAAGAUUCACAAAUCUAUUGUUGUUCUUAAAGAUUUGGUUUCCCUGAAAUUGAGAGGAUGCACUAGCCUGGAGAAAGUACCAAAGGAGAUAUGUAGCUUGCAUAAACUCAAGUUUCUUGACAUAGCCAAUUGUGGCAAAAUUAACAAAUUGCCUAGAAAUUUAGGCAAAAUGGAAUCUUUAUUAGAGCUCCAUAUUGAUGGUACAGCAAUAAAGGAAGUACCUGCUUCCAUGCUACUACUAAAGAGCCUUAGUCACCUCUCUUUGAAUUCAUGCUGGUUAUUGAAGAAUUUGCCUGAUGCCAUUGGUGAACUUGUAUCUCUAAAGGAAUUAGAAUUAGAUGGCACUGAAGUUGACAAAAUACCAAGUUCGAUUGGAUCAUUAAAGAAGCUUGAAAAACUAAGUGCUCGUCAGUGCAAAUGCCUUUCAAUAUUACCACAUUCUAUUGGUGAUACAAAAAACCUAAAGAUGUUGUUACUUGAUGGAACCAUAAUUGAACAACUUCCUGAUUCAGUGGGAUCAUUAGAAAAUCUGAAUAGAUUGACCUUAAAAAAAUGCAAGCAGCUCAAACACCUGCCAGUUUCGAUGGGACAAUUGAAGGCUCUCAAUCAUCUAUACUUGCCUGAAACUAGCGUCACAGAGUUGUCUGAAGAUUUUGGCAUGCUUUCAACAUUGACCAUACUUGAUAUGAAAAAAUGUGAAUGUAUAAAAGAACUCCCUACUACCUUUGGAGGUCUCAAAGAGCUGAAAAAUCUUUGUCUAAGAUCCAAUUGCAUGCUCACCAUGCUUCCUACUAGUUUCUCUCUGCUAUCUUCCUUGAAAGAAUUGGAUGCUAGCCGGUGCAACUUAAUGGAAAGUGCUAUUCCUAAUGAUUUUGGGAAUUUGACUUCAUUGGUGUCCUUGAAGCUUGGCUACAACAAGUUUUGUAGCUUACCGAAUAGCAUGAGGAAUCUUACCCAACUAAAGAACCUAUAUGUGGAAAAUUGCACAGAGCUUCGUUCAUUGCUUCAUCUUCCCUCUUCUCUAGUUCAUCUUGAUGCCAAGCACUGUGUUUCCUUGAAUAGUAUUUGUGAUCUUUCAGACAUGGAGAACUUGGAGGAGCUUGCUCUCACUAAUUGCUCAAAGCUUGACGAUGUAAUUGGCCUAGAGAAUUUGAAAGCUUUGAGAUUCUUGUACAUUGACUGCUGCAGACACCUUCGUGAUGCUUGCAAGAGUAGGCUGGUCAAGGGAAUAUUCGAAAAUCUGAAGUAUUUCAGCAUCCCUGGAAAUGAUAUUCCAAGAUGCCUCAUGUACAAUCAAUCAUUUUGUGAGAUUCCAAAGUUGUCAACAAGCACUAUUAAGAUCAAAGGGUUGAUUCUCUGCUUUGUUUAUGUCAUCAUUGAAGAGCCAGCGAAUGGUUAUCCCGAUAUACCAGGUAUAGUGGACAUUCAAAUUAUGAUCAUGGUAGAUGGCAAGGAGAUAUUUAGAAGCACGUUAAUAAUUCAUGGAAUUCCAAAGCCCAAUCAAAAUCAAAUUUAUUACUGCCACUACAAUGAGCGAGAUAAAGUUGCUUUGUUCCUAGAGGAUGGAGGCAGAAUUGAGGUGUUGAAGAGAAGCCGACCAUACAUAGAAGGUAUUCAAAUUAAGAAGGUCGCUUUUCACGUCUUUUACAAGCAAAGAGACCAGCAUGAAUUGAUGGAAGGUCUACAAGCAGAAAUGAAUGAACUCGUGGAAAAUUCACGAGAAGAAAUGAUAUUUUGUGACCUAGCCAAGGGUUUUCGUUCUUUGUCAAACAGUGGUAGUAUCAAAAACACAAACUGAAGGAUAUCAUUUUGCAAUUCUUAAAAUUUUCAUUUUAA
Messenger RNA from Nymphaea colorata (pocket water lily), 5520 nucleotides. Its product is annotated as disease resistance protein RUN1-like. Gene Ontology annotation, molecular function: ADP binding; ATP hydrolysis activity. The transcript has 7 exons. The record is from RefSeq and is a predicted model, not a curated record. Gene Ontology annotation, biological process: signal transduction; defense response. The coding region runs from base 218 to 5482 and encodes 1754 amino acids. Lineage: Eukaryota; Viridiplantae; Streptophyta; Magnoliopsida; Nymphaeales; Nymphaeaceae.